AUGACCCUACGGUGCAAAGUUUGUCAGAAGAACAACCCGCAGGUUUUGGAAAUAAACAGGAACCUCAAACCGGAGCUUCGUCAGUUAUUCGCACCUCUAGAGGAUUUUUCGACAAUCGUUCGCGAAGUAACUCGUGUUGCUGAUUUUCAAAAUGGCCACAGGAUGAGAGUAAUGAGGCAUCUACAAAGCAAGUUUGAACGACUUGACCAGUGA
Cooperia oncophora is the source of this 213-nucleotide messenger RNA. Lineage: Eukaryota; Metazoa; Nematoda; Chromadorea; Rhabditida; Trichostrongylidae. The record is from the annotation of a GenBank genome assembly.